Molecule: messenger RNA, 957 nt
Organism: Hansenula ciferrii
Lineage: Eukaryota; Fungi; Ascomycota; Saccharomycetes; Phaffomycetales; Wickerhamomycetaceae
Gene: COQ3
Product: hexaprenyldihydroxybenzoate methyltransferase
Exons: 1
Coding region: 1-957 (318 amino acids)
Biological process (GO): ubiquinone biosynthetic process
Molecular function (GO): 2-methoxy-6-polyprenyl-1,4-benzoquinol methyltransferase activity
Source: RefSeq, a predicted model, not a curated record
AUGCUUCCAAUAAAGAGACAAUUGAGGUCUUUGCCUCUCAAGAACUAUGUCAUUAGAGCUCUUUCUACAUCAAGACCUUCUUUGCAUUUCCCUAUAGAUAAAAAGACAUCAACUUCACAAGAUGAGAUGGAUCAUUUUAAUCAAUUGGCUUCAACUUGGUGGGAUGUUGAUGGACCUCAAAGAAUCUUACACAAGAUGAAUUUAUUACGUAUGGAUUUCAUCCAAGAAACAUUAAGAAAUUCCAUUGAUUUAAAUCAAGAUGUUGAAUCUCCAGAUGAAGAAAUUUAUAUCCCAGGUUAUAAUAUUGAUUUACUACCCAAACCAAUUGCAGAACAAAUCAUAGCAGAACAAGAAUUGAAAAGAGAAGAAUUGGUUAAAUCUCAACCUAAAUUAAAAGCAUUGGAUAUAGGAUGUGGUGGUGGUAUUCUUAGUGAAUCUUUAGCAAGAUUAAAACAAAUUGAAAGUGUUAAAGGGGUAGAUUUAUCAACUGAUGUUCUUGAAGCUGCCAAAUUACACCAAAGAUUAGAUCCUUCUUUACACGAUAAAUUACAAUAUCGAUUAUCUGCAGUGGAGGAUAUUUCAAAAGAUGAACAAUUUGAUAUAAUAACAAUGUUUGAAAUGUUGGAACAUGUUAAUUAUCCAAAUGAAGUUUUGAAAAGUGCAUUAGGUCAUAUUAAACCAGGUGGUUGGUUAUUCAUUUCCACUAUAAAUAGAGAUUUCAUUUCUUGGUUUACUACAAUUUUCAUGGGUGAACAUGUUUUGAAAAUUGUUCCAGUGGGGACUCAUCAUUUAGAUAAAUAUAUUAAUGAAACUGAAUUACAAGAUUGGUUUAAAGAACAAAAGGAUUUUAAAGUUGCUAAUAGUAAAGGAUGUAUUUAUUUACCAUUUAAUGGGUGGAGUUUUACUGAUAGUCCAAAUGUUGGUAAUUUUUUCAUGGCUAUUCAAAGAACUAAGUGA